Tetrahymena thermophila SB210 is the source of this 390-nucleotide messenger RNA. RefSeq lists its product as hypothetical. The transcript has a single exon. The record is from RefSeq and is a predicted model, not a curated record. Lineage: Eukaryota; Ciliophora; Oligohymenophorea; Hymenostomatida; Tetrahymenidae.
AUGAAAUUGUUAGCCUUUUUAAUAGUUAUUGUUUUAGUAACUGUGAAUGCAGACAAUUCACUUUCACCUAUGCAGUGCUUGGGUCUUUUGCUCAAAAUUAAAACGGGUUAAAUUUGCUAAGAGGGUGAUAAAGAUUGUACUGAUGCUCUAAUACCAUUUAAUUAAUGCAUGGAAAAUUGCGACUAACAAUCUACUGAAACAACACAAUAUGUUUAUUGUGUAGAAAAUAACUGCAAAUCUACAAAUCCUACAAUUUAAAGAGCUACUAAUGAUUUUGUAUUUUGUGCUAAUUCUGCCCAAGAUCCUAGCUCUCAUCCUAAUCCUAGUUCCAGCUAAAGCUUGAUUGUUUUAUAUAGCAUAUUAUUAUCAUUACUUUUCAUAAUAAUAUGA